Messenger RNA from Juglans microcarpa x Juglans regia, 1675 nucleotides. Its product is annotated as mediator of RNA polymerase II transcription subunit 17. Gene Ontology annotation, molecular function: transcription coregulator activity. Lineage: Eukaryota; Viridiplantae; Streptophyta; Magnoliopsida; Fagales; Juglandaceae. The record is from RefSeq and is a predicted model, not a curated record. Gene Ontology annotation, cellular component: core mediator complex; mediator complex. Gene Ontology annotation, biological process: regulation of transcription by RNA polymerase II.
CUUUCGAGCAGCGAGGUUUCUCUCCCCGGGGAAAAAUCAUCGAGAGAAAAUGCACGGGAAUCUGGACUCUCUCUCGACAAGCUUCCCAUCAAGCGCUUGGACGCAAUUAAAGUAAACGGCAUCGAACGCUUCCCUCCAGAUGUAGGAUACGAUGAGGAGCGGCUUUCACUGAUCCGGCUGGAGAAAGACGACAAGAAAAAGCAGAAGAAUAUUUUGAAGGAGAGUUCGACACCGUGGCAGUGACAGAGCAUGGUGGAGAAUUUGCAGUUAGCUCAUCAGGAGCUCUCUGUCAUCAUAGAUCUCAUCAACACCGUAAAAGUGAAUGAUGCUGUAACACAUGACCAGGCUAAAAAGCCAAAUGAAACACUCUCUGACCUUUCUGUAUCUGCAGCAACCAAGCUACAAUGCUUCCAGCAUCUUGGUAAAUAUUUUAAUCAUUCUGCUAAAGCUUUGGAACAGCAAGUUGCUCGGGAAGCAAGAUUUUAUGAUGCUCUUAUUAGACUGCAGCAAAACUGGAAAGUUAAAAGGCAGUGAGGGGAAGCGUCAGCUCCUGGAAGUGAAGGCUUCACAAUUGAUCUGUUUGACAAUUCACUUUAUGAUCCAGCAGCUGUAUUCCGUCCAUCAUCUCUAUCUACUGUUCAAUUUGACCAUGACUCAGCUGGCAUGCUUUCAGUAAAUUUACCUUCAAAGUCACGCCACUCUCUCCAAUUUAGUUUCCUUGGUCGACAUUCAGGUGAUACACCAACGGAAGCCUACAAAAUUAAAACUUAUUCCUCAUUGGACCAUCCCUAAAGAGAAAGUGAGAGAAAAUCUGUAAGCGAUGACAAGUGUGUUGAAGAAACAAAUUCACUCCUUGAUGAAGUUAAUCAAGCAAUCUUUGAUGAGCAGGUGUUUGAUUUGGUCAAUCGUGAAGCAAUUAAGCCAUCUUUAGGUGUUAAUGUGACUGGUAUACGAGAAAAUUAUAUGCAGUUGAGCAUAGGUCAAGAAACCCCUGUAUUUAUAUCACUUGCACCAUCUAGUCAAGGAGAUCAAACAGCUGAAAGUUUAGGCUCUCAGAAUUUAGAAAAUGUAAUUUUACUUUUGGACUCAUUAGAUGGACUGAAGUUACCAGAGGAAGAAGAUGAUACCCUUAGGAAAAUAUGGGGGUUUCCCAAUCAUAUUAGUUAUGCAAUAUACCUGCAACAGAUUUUCCAUGAGCAUGUUUUUGCGAAGGACAGACCCGAUUGCAUGUAUAUGCGAGUAUCUGGUCAGGGGGCGAAGUAUGGGUCUGGUCUCUUGGGUCGUUUCUGUGUCUCUGGCUCAUAGAAUUUUUCCAACAAAGUUCUUAUGGAGCUGGAAAAGAUUUGCAGGGUCCCUUAUCUCCAGUUGAUAUCUCAUCCAACUUGGCAUUCUCCAUGGACACUCUUCAAUUUUCCUCCGUCCAGUCUUCACGCAUGCCCAUCAAACAACCAUAGUGUGAAGAGUGUCAUUAAGUCACAGUUCCGAACUAAGGUGGUGGUAAAUGAUGAUUACAUCAACGCAGAAGGAGAAGUGCAACAAUUUCUUUUUGUUUUUCCUUUUGUAGAGUAGGUACAACACAUUCUGGAUUUUUGAACAGGUCGCAAUCCAAGUUAUUGGUUGGCUUCAUAAGGAGGCUCUUUCGGUGGGAAUAAAGGCAAACAGGGACUUCCUAUGC